This is a messenger RNA of Cynocephalus volans (Philippine flying lemur), 186 nucleotides long. RefSeq names its product ATP synthase subunit ATP5MJ, mitochondrial. NCBI's taxonomy places the organism in Eukaryota, Metazoa, Chordata, Mammalia, Dermoptera, Cynocephalidae. Bases 4 to 186 code for a protein of 60 amino acids. The transcript has a single exon. Gene Ontology annotation, cellular component: mitochondrion. The record is from RefSeq and is a predicted model, not a curated record.
GAGAUGCUUCAAAGCAUUAUUAAAAAUGUUUGGAUCACCAUGAAGCCUUACUAUACCCAAGUUUACCAGGAAAUUUGGGUAGGAAUGGGGUUGAUGGGCUUCAUCGUUUAUAAAAUUAGGAGUGCUGAUAAAAGAAGUAAAGCUUUGAAAGGUUCAAGUCCUGCACCUACUCAUGGUCAUCAUUAA